This is a messenger RNA of Diatraea saccharalis (sugarcane borer), 7955 nucleotides long. NCBI's taxonomy places the organism in Eukaryota, Metazoa, Arthropoda, Insecta, Lepidoptera, Crambidae. The record is from the annotation of a GenBank genome assembly.
UGCGAUCGCACCACACUUCAAGUCUAAUUUGUGUGGAUUUGCGUGCAGUUCAUUGAAUUUCAUCUCGGAUGAAUUUCAAUAUUAUUUAUGCAGUGAUCACAAAAUGUUGGUGACAUUCGGACGUCGUGUUAGUAUCCUAAUUUUUGUGUAUAUCAUUUCAAGUGUUUAUUGUUUGCAUCGUUAUGGAACGCCGGGUGAUACUUUGUACGUGGCAGAAGAAAAACAGAACUCUCAAAAAGUAACUGUAAUAAACAGAUUUGAGGAUAACGAGAAUCAUUCUCAGCUGGAAAGGAGAAAACGAGAUGCGGUUCCGACACCGACACCCGCAGCACAGAAAAAUAUAAGUACAUGGACAACUCACCUAAAUGACAGCCAUCAACAGCUAAUGGUCCACUGGGUCGGUGAAGGGUCUAAUGUUAUUAUAUGUUUGGCGAGAGAUUCUAGUCCACGCGCUAAAGGUGGCAUCUCACCAUCAGCGCUCUUCAUCUCUUAUGACUAUGGCAAGAACUUUACAAAUAAAACUGAAAGUUUCCGUUUGGGCAAUGCUCCUGAUAGUGGCUAUGCACAGUUGGAUAAAUUCUUUAACCACCCAAAGUAUCCUGAAUUUUGUGUAUUUGUGGAUUCAACAAACAAAAAGCUCUAUUACACAAGUGACAAUGGUCGUAACAUUCAUAGAUCUGACUUGACAUUCCACCCGAGUGAGCUGGCUUUCGAUGAAGAGUUCCCUGAUAAAUAUGUUAUCUUGGACAAGGUUGACACCAAUAGAAAGUUAUAUCUUACACUGGAUGGAGGAAAAACAUUCAAAAUGAUUCAUGGUUUUGUGAAGACAUUCUUUUGGUCUUCGGGACCAGGUUUCUCAAAGGUGUUUUAUCUGGAGCGUUGGAAGCCGGAUAGAACAAGCACAGUGUUUAGUGCCAGUGACCCCACUGAUCUUAAUAACGCUAAUGUAUUGUUUGAGGAUGCAACGGACUUUCAAAUUAAAGGUGACUUCAUGUUUGCUACGAAGCAAUCUAAAGAGCGAAACACACUUAACCUUUACAUAUCACAUCAACGGGGGCCGUUUUACAAAGCAGAGUUCCAAACCGAGUUAGAUUUGAGGAAGUUCCACAUCGCCGAUGUUACAGACAAACGUAUAUUCGUCUCUGUCAUGCACACGGAGACGCUAGCUAAUCUGUUCGUGUCAGAGAUCAACAAUAACUUUUCGCAGUACAAUUUCGUGUUGAGCUUGGAGCAGAUUCUGUGCUAUUUCCCCGAUGGAAACUGGAAGGAUAGUUUUCUAGAGGACGUGACAGAAGAUCCUUUUACGGAUUUGUAUCGAGUAGAAGGCUUAAAGGGUGUGUACAUAGCAUCACGGGUCAACUCCACCACACUCGUAACAAACAUUGGCCCAGAGCACUUAGUGUCGAUGAUCACAUUCGAUCAUGGUGUCACUUGGUCACUUAUCAAUCCUCCUACGGAAGACGAAAAUGGGAACCGUCUCAACUGUUACAUGAACUACUCCUGCAGUCUACACUUGUGCCAGAAGUUCAGCCAACUGUAUCCAGUGACAAGGUCGGCAAGUAUCAUGAGUUCUAAGUCUGCUCCUGGCAUCAUUAUGGCAACAGGUGUGAUGGGGAAAUCUCUCAAAGGUAUUCCAGGCGUAUAUUUGAGUCGCGACGCCGGCCUCACGUGGAAAAGAAUCCUGAAAGACUACUACUUCUUCAAUUACGGGGACCACGGGGGCGUGCUUGUAGCUGUCAAAUAUUUCAAAUCCCGAGGCGAAACACGUCGAAUACUGUAUUCGACUAAUGAAGGCAUCGAGUGGAACUCUUAUCAGUUCAACGACGAUGACCUUCGUAUAUACGGGCUAAUGACCGAGCCCGGCGAGAAUACGACUACGUUCACUAUGUUCGGCUCCGCAAAUGAUCAGCAUCAAUGGAUCAUUAUAACUAUAGAUCUGCGUAACACUUUUGCUCGUAACUGCACCUCUGAAGACUACAAGUUCUGGUCACCUUCUGCGCUCAACUCUUCUGUUUCUUGCGUGUUAGGAGUUAGAGAGACUUAUCAAAGGAGAUUUGCUCACACUAAUUGCUAUAACGGUAUUGAUUACGAUAGACCAGUAAAGAAAGAGAUAUGCGAAUGUAGUAGGCGAGAUUUCGAAUGCGACUUUGGCUUUAUGCGACAGGGAAGCGAAUGCGUCCGGAAUAAAAGUUCUAGUUAUGAUCCUUACGCUAUUCCUGCGAAUUGUAAACCGGGCAAUUUCUACAAACGCACUAAGGGCUAUCGUAAAAUUGACGGUGACAUUUGCUACAGUUCAUCAUAUUUGCCGUAUUUACCUGAACGCAUCCCGUGUCCGAUCGAAGAGCCAACCGAAUUCUUGCUGAUCGCUCUAAGAGAGAAAAUUGCUCGUAUCGACUUAACAGACAAUACUACAUUAAUACCAGUAACGGAUCAGAAAAAUAUCGUGGCUAUUGAAUUUGAUAUGAAGAAUAACUGUAUAUACUGGGCCGACAUAGAGGCAGACAAAAUAAGUCGACAGUGUUACAAUAAUGGCACCACUCAAGAGAUAGUUGUCGAUACUGAUUUGGCCAGCAUCGAGGGCAUGGCAUUGGAUUGGAUUUCUAAUGUUCUGUUCUUUGUCGAUGGCAUGAGGAAGAAGAUUGAAGCUGUCAGAACAGAUCUGACGAACGCCGGGAGAAUGAGGCGAACAAUUCUAGAUUCCAAAGUGUUGUCAAAACCGCGUGGGAUAACGGUACAUCCUAAAGCCGGGUAUUUGUUUUGGACCGAUUGGGAUAGACUCCACCCUUCUAUUUCUAGGUCUAAUCUCGAUGGAUCUCAAGUGAAGAAACUUUUUGGGAAGCCUAUAGUCCAAUGGCCGAACGGCAUCACUAUAGAUCAAAUGUCGGAAAGAAUUUAUUGGGUUGACGCUAUGGAAGAUUACAUAGCGAGUGCAGAUUUGAACGGUCAAUAUUUCAAGAGGAUUUUGUGGAAUGACGAGACUGUUACACAUCCGUUCGCAGUAGCGGUGCUCAAGGAUAAAAUGUAUUGGGACGAUUGGAAAGCGAAGUCUAUUUUCGUCGCAGAUAAGAAUACCGGAAUGGAUAUACUGACAGUUAAUGAUUCUUUUACUGGUUUGAUGGAUUUGAAAGUGUUUGCACAUUUUAUGCAACAAGGUACAAAUGCUUGCACGAACAACACUAAGUGCGAUUCUCUCUGCCUCGGUAUGCCCGGGGGUGGUCAUAGUUGUCUCUGCCCGGAUGGUUUCACUAUGGUCAACGGGAAAUGUAUGUGUCCGAACGGUGAACAGCCCGCUGCUAAUUUCACUUGUCCGAAGAAACCUGGUCUUACGUGUGGACCGGAUCAAUUUACUUGUAAAAAUGGCCUUUGUAUAACUUCGACGUGGCGUUGCGACGGCAACAAUGACUGCGGGGAUCUUUCCGACGAGGUUGGGUGUUUAUGCACUCCACCGAUGAUACCCUGCGACGAUACACGCUGUUAUCUGCCACAUUGGAAGUGCGACGGUGACAUCGACUGCGCGGACAUGAGUGAUGAAAAAGAUUGCGACCAUCACAAUUGUUCCGAGAAUCAAUUCCAAUGUGCGAACGGGCACUGCAUAGAGAAACGUUGGGUCUGUGAUGGGGAUAACGAUUGCAGAGAUGGAUCCGAUGAACGAAAUUGCACUCUAACUCCCAUAAUACCGAUAGAAGGUGGCAGUUUAAAUUGCUCCGCGGAUAGUUUUGCAUGCAACAACGACAGCUCAAGACAUUGUAUACCCAAUUCUUGGGUGUGCGACGGAGAGAGAGAUUGUUUCGGCGGUGAGGAUGAGAAGGACGAGAAAUGCAAGCAUUCCACUUGCGCGCCGUAUAUGUUCAGAUGUCCCAGUGGAAAGUGUAUAUUCAAAUCUUGGAUGUGCGACGGUGAGAACGACUGCGGUGACGCAGAAGAAUCCGACGAGAAGAAUUGUACAGCGAACACUAACACGAAGCUGAUACCCCGCCCUACCACGGAGAAGAUAGACUUUCCAAUGAACUGUCUCGAUUGGAUGUUUCGUUGUGAUAACGGCAACUGUCUACCGUACUGGUGGAGAUGCGACGGCAUAGACGAUUGCGGAGACCAUUCCGACGAGAUGGGGUGUGGCGUCAUCACCACGGAGACCACCCCAGCGCCGCCCGAUCAUCCGAUGAAGAAGAACAAGUGUGGCAAGAGUCAGUUCACGUGUUCACCAGGUGUAUGUAUACCGUUGUCGUGGGUGUGCGAUCGUCGCGAAGAUUGCACGGACGGCUCGGACGAGGUCGGCUGCGAGCGUCAGACUCGGCCGCCUUCGGGCGGACACGCGUGCGCGCCCGACGAGAGCCAGUGCUCGGACGGCCGGGGGUGUGUCAAAGACGAACACAUAUGCGACGGUGUUGCUCACUGCGCGGACGGCAGCGAUGAAGCUUUAUGCAACCCUAUUGGUCACAAACCGUCAGUUACGUGUUCGGGGACGGACUGGUUCUUGUGCGACGACGGCGCCCUCUGUAUACCGCGUGUGAAAGUUUGCGAUGGACAACAGAACUGUUACGACGAGACCGAUGAAUCAAACUGCACCAAUACAGAUUCGCACCCUGCGCAACAACUGAUCAGCAUUGGAGUGGAUCACUCGUCUUUGAAUUCAACAAGUUUCCUGGUGUCUUGUUGGAUGCCGCAACAGAAGAUGGUGACGUACAGUUUCUUGCCGUCCAUCGCUAAGGUCUCUGAUGGUGUUUGGAAGAAUAUGACCUGGUCUAAUGACAGUAUUUACAGAUUCACUGGCUUGGACCCGUACACGAAUUAUAAUGUCACAUUUUACAUUAAAGAUAGCAAGUCGAAUAGGACUUAUGCGUCAAUGAAAUUUGAGAACACCACCACCGGGGAAGGAGUGCCAUCUCCUCCGCAACGCUUGACGGUCCGUCAGCUAAUCGGCAGCAGAGUCCAACUGCUAUGGGACCCACCGAAAAAUCCCAACGGUGUAAUACAGUAUUACACGGUGUAUUACGCCCCACCACUGCCGCCGAUACAGAACAACAUACCGGCCAUCGAUAAGAAGACAGUCGCCGUCACUAUCAAAGGAUACUUCAAGCCGCUCAACAAUUACUCGUUCUGGGUGACAGCGACAAACAAUGCCUUCACGUCUAACUCGUCUGAGGUAUCGUACAUCACGUUCGAAAACAGCGGCGACGUGGACGAUCUAGCUAACGUCAGUCUGUCCCGGCCCACGCCCACUUCAGUGUUUCUAUCGUGGCAUAAGAUACGUGGCGUAGAAGGAUAUAAGGUUCAAAUUAGAUUGCCGCCCAACUAUGCAAAGAGAGAAGUCGUCGACACCAAGGACUGUAAUGUCACGUUGAAUGACCUACCGCCAGGCGUUUCUAUGUUCAUCGAUAUCCGCGCGUACAAAGGUCCAGUUGUAGGCGUCCCAUUCACUAUCCCGACUAACACGAGCGGUGUACCCGACGAGACUUUGAAUCUAACAGCCAAACUGUUGAAGGACAGAGCUGCUUCGGUGCAGUUGUCAUGGUUACCGCCCACCGGUGAAAGAUAUAAGAACAAGACGCUCAGUUAUGAAGUACAUUAUACUAAUGUUGUGAGCGGAGUGCGGUACGGAGAAUUAGUUAACGAUACGAAAAUAGAGACCGCUCAGACUAGCAUCCAGGUGGACGGGCUGAACUUCUGUCAGAGUUACGUGUUCACUGUUGGAUUACUCGGUGGACCGCUGUCGAGGUUCGCCGAAAUACUCAUCAGGGAGGAUCCUAAGGCACCCGUGAAGAAUCUCCACGCCGAUUACGAUGAGAAGACGAAAAAACUAAACAUCCAAUGGAACGCUAACUGCGACUACCUUAGUGAUCCAGUCACAUAUUUAUUGGACGUUACCGAGUUGACUCAAGAUAAGACUAGCAGCUACGAAUUGUUGCCGACGAAGAAUGCAGCACUCAGCCACGUAAUAGAAAAUGUACCUCUCGGUGGAAGAUUCAAUAUUUGCGUACAGUCUACGGUGAGUGGGUCCGCGUCUCGCUGCGUGCGGGCCCGCAGCGGCGCGGCGGCGGGCCCGCGCGGGGUGGUCGCCUGGCGGGCCCCCACCGGACACGUGGUCGUGCGCUGGCAGGAUAUAGAAAAGCAUCAACAACAACACAACAACAACAAAUACCAAGUGAUAGUGUCACAAAAGGAGAUCCCCGAGGACUUGACGCGUCCCACUGACGACAUGAAGACGGCCGUGGCGGAGUUUUCGCCGGUGCUGAUGACGUCACCGGAGGGCGCCACUGGGCCCUUGUACGUGGCCGUGAGGGAGCUCACCGCGGACGGGUACUACGGCGACCUGAGCGAAGUGCACACCCUAGAUAUGGCCGGUGCUGAAGCCGAGACAGCAAGUGCCACCAGUGCUGUGUGGUGGGGGGUGGGCGGGGCCGCCAUAGUGGCGAUAGCGUUGGGCGGAGCUUUACUGCACGCUCUAAUGCGGCACCGCAGACUCGCCAGAUCAUUCCUCAGAUUCACAGCGCACACGCCGCGUUACGAUAGCCGCCGCGGGCAGGCGACCAUCGGCGACCACGAUGACGACGACGUACCCCCGAUCCAAGGGUUCUCUGACGAUGAACCGCUCGUGAUAGCGUGAUCCCCCCGCCGAUGUGAUGAAACCGUGAUCUUGUCAUAAAAUAGUAUUUUUUAAAAUAAUAUUUGUUAUUGUACCGCAGCGAUGCGAACCUAGCGAAUUUUGUACUCUAUAUUAGUCAAAAUGUGUCGUGGUAGCGUAACAAUAUGUUAGUUUAUGUAAAAAAAAAGUACUGAUUUAUUUCGAGCGUCCAGUGGUUGGACGAAACACUGCACCGAUGAUACGUUUCGUCGAUUUUCUUUCUUUCUUUUUUCUUUUUUUUUUUCCAAAUCUCAAUCAGUAACACGUAAUUACAGUCAACAGCACGUUAGUCUACAUAUCCAAAAAUGUCAAAUUUCUCCACGUGAUUUUAAACCUUAUUGUAUUGUAGUUAACAGUUCAAAAUGAAUUGAGAAAAUUUUACAUACUGUAGUAGGCUAACGUGCAGCUGUGUGUAACUAGGACUGUAGUAUCAAAAUAAAAUAAUUUUCUGUUAAAAUGUAGUCAAUAAGAGUGGAAUAAACAAUAAGGGAAAAUUAGUAAGGAAAAGGAUUUUUUUUUUUUUAAUUUUUCAAUAUCAUAUAUUUUUAUUUCAACAUCACGUGAUUUCAAACACCAAUCACGAUUAUUACGUCGUCACCCACAGUUACUCUUCGAUAAUUCAGAUUACGACCAGAAUCGUUUCGGUUAUAAAAUGACAUUGUAAAUAUUUAUAAAAUUCGACGAAACAAGUUAUCGGUGAAAUUGUUUCGGUCAACUGCCGAUACUCAAUUGAAUUAACUGACAUUGACUAAAUUAUUCGUUAUCCAUGUUAUUAUUUAAACAAGUUAGAGUAUUAUCAUGUUAUGAAGUAUGUUUUAAGUUGUAGGAAAUUGUUGUAUUUUAAUAUACAAUACAGGUGGGUACGCCAUAUGCUAUUAUUAUUUUUUUAAUAUUUAUACUAUCUACCAAAUGCUAGUUGAGUACGACAACGAGUUGUAAUAGUUUAUAAAUAAAAGACAUUUUUGCUUGCUCAUUAUUAAUUUUUUAUAGGAUAGAAAAACGUGUGUUAUUAUUAUGAAAGUAUAUUACAAGUUCGACACCAAAGAUCCUCUUAUGAAUAAGUACAUUGUUAGUUUAAAAAUCCAAGGUCUGUGUUGAACUUUAUGUGAGUAAUAUAGUUGUUUAGUAAUGGAUCUCUUCAUUCCCAAUUCCGAUGAUUAUGCUUAGAUUUUUUUUUAUAAAAUGCUUAGUUCCUAAUUUUUUGCUUCAAAAAAGAAAAAAGAUUUAUUUUCUGUAUAAAAUUUCGAUAAAUUCGUGUCUAUAAGGAGGCUCUAUAAGGAUGACACCAUUAAAUGUAAAAAUUGAAAAUGAAAUAAAACUGAUAAAAUAGAUA